UGAAUAAAUCCAAGCCGGCGUAGUGAUUGGUCGUGAGCUGGAGAAAGUCGAGUUACUUGGCUAUUCAUCCCUUUCAAUUUCACCCCUGCGCGCUAUGCCGUGGUAAAACCCUCUCUGCCUGUCCAUCCGUCCCGGCCAGUAGUGCGUGGACUGCAAAUCGUUUUUCCUUUCUUUGGCAGGGACGUGCAUCACUUCUGAAAACGUCGGUCGACAUAGACGUUUCUUGGUAAUUUGGCCUCUUUCUCAUCUUGUUCGGUUUCAUUUUCCAAUUUGUUACACUUUCUAUUCGAGGAUUCUGAAAGGAGUCGUAGGAUAUUGUCAAACACUGGGCGUAGCUGGAGAUCAAGCUAUAGCUAGCUAGCUACACUGCAUUGGCUCUUCAUCCUCCAUUGCUGACGCCUAUUGUUCUGUGCGGCCAAGUGGUCUCUAGUGAGAACGGCUUCGUUCUCUGCCCCAGAUCAGACUCCACCAUCGCCUGAGUGCACUCACCAUCUUCAGUCUCAAGCUCUCCAGCCCUCCUCUGCAGAGACGGACAGCCAGGACUGAGGGGAGAUGAAACCAGAUGGGGUUGCCACGGCAGCGAUGGAGCCAAUGGAAGCACUGGAAGCUGAUCCGGUAAACGAGCCCGUUGUGAUGGGGGAGGAGCCUAACCAGGCGGUGCCAGCACCUCAGAUGGAGGGAGUUGGCCAGCAGGGAGAGAUGGGGCAGGGCGAGCCUCAUCCAGAGCCAGCCCAGGAGGCCCCCACCAAGACGGGGAACAGCAAGUCUGCAGCAGACUCCAAAGCCAAGACCAAGGCCCCUGCUGCUAAGACGAAGCCUGGGACCACCGCCACAAUUAAGACCACGACCGGACCAGGGUCUCGACCCAACACCGCCCAGAGCCGCCUGACCAAUGGGGUUUCCAAGCCCCAUGCCAACGGAGUAGCCAAGAAGACCACCACUGGGGCCCCAGAGAAGACCACGCCCAAGAGGCCCGUAGGCACAGCCGGCGCCCCCACCACUAAGACCACCACCAAAGUGGGUGAGAAGAAGCCUGCGGGCACCACCCGCCCCACCUCGGCUCCCGCUGCCACCAACGGGGUGAAGGCCACCACAGGAACAGCAGCAAAGAAGACACCUGCGGCGCCAACUAAUGGUGUCAAAACCACCACCACCGCUGCUAAGAAGCCCACAGCUCCCCGGCCUGUCUCUGCAGAUACCACUAAGCCCAGCACUGCCGCCGCUCCCAAGCCUGAUAGGCCUCCUGUUUCCAAGACAACCAGGCCUGCCACUGGUGCUCCAGGAUCUCGCCCUGCCUCUGCUGCAGCCAGGCCAGCCACAGCCAGCACAGCCAAGAGCUCCACAUCCACAGCCAAGCCUGGCGCCACCACGGCUAAAACCACCUCCACCACCCCCAGACCAGCCUCUGCCAAAGCCGGCUCUACAACACCCACUGCUGGACGGACCCCAACAUCACAGCCCUCAAAAACCACAACUCCCAUCAAGAAAGAUGUUACCAAAUCAGCUGCUGCAGCCACCAAGAAGCCUGCAGCGGCUCCUCUCACUCGCGCCUCACCAGCCAAGACCACCAAACCUGAGACUCCCAAAUCAGCCUCCACAUCCAAGCCAGACUCCACCCCCAAGAAGCCGGCUGCCAGCAGCAAGGCCGCAGACACCAAGAAGACACCAAGCAAGCCCACGCCUUCAAAGGAUGUCAGUGCUGGUCCCAAGACCCCUGGCACCAAGCCAGCAGGGAAGGCUUCCACCCCUAAGAAGACUGUGGGCAGCAACACCCCCAUGGCAGUGAAGCGUGGCCCCAAGCCCACAACGGCGGCAGAGCCCGCAGGUGAGACGCAGGACGCCGCUGUGGCUGUGGCUGUCGCCAUAGCUGCAGCUGCCUCGGCUGCUGUGGUUUCCAUGGCAACAUCGGAAGAAGCAGUGGUGGCUGCAGUCCCAGAGGAGAAGGAGACUGUGCCCCCUCAGGCCAGCCAGCCAGAGGAAGCCCCAGAGGAGAAGGAGACUGUGCCCCCUCAGGCCAGCCAGCCAGAGGAAGCCCCAGAGGAGAAGGAGACUGUGCCCCCUCAGGCCAGCCAGCCAGAGGAAGCCCCAGAGGAGAAGGAGACUGUGCCCCCUCAGGCCAGCCAGCCAGAGGAAGCCCCAGAGACCUUUAUCCCUCAGCUGUCAGCUCAGCUGGACCUGGUCCACUUGGAAGAGCCAGCAGACACAGUGUCUCCUCUGGGCACCACAGUAAUGUCCCCUCCAUGCUCCCCCACCGAGCCCAUGUCCCCAGUCAGGGAGCCCCAGAAUGCCUCUGCUCUGCUGGACAUGCACGUCCAGCCAGAACCCUGGUCCCAGAGCCAGUCUGCCAUGGCGCCACAGAGCCCAAUCCAGGAGGAGGUGAGCUUCCAGCCAGACCCCUGGGCCCAGAACCAGUCUGCCAUGGCUCCUCAGAGCCCAGUCCAGGAGGAAGUGAGAUUCCAGCCAGACCCCUGUGCCCAGAACCAGUCUGCCAUGGCUCCACAGAGCCCAGUCCAGGAGGAAGUGAGAUUCCAGACAGACCCCUGUGCCCAGAACCAGUCUGCCAUGGCUCCACAGAGCCCGGUCCAGGAGGAGGUGAAAUUCCAGACAGACCCCUGGGCUCAGAACCAGUCUGCCAUAACUCCACAGAGCCCGGUCCAGGAGGAGGUGAGGUUCCAGCCAGAUGAGCAGCAGGAGGACCUCCUCAUUCCCUCCUCUACAGCACCUCCUGCAUUCAGCAUGAUGUCUCAGCCCAUGGAUGACUUCACCUCAGAGUUCCGGGUCUCUCCCUCUCAGGACCAGGAGGAGGCAGUGGAGAAGGCGGAUGAGGAGAUCAACGAAGAUGAUGACGAUGAGGAGGAGGAGGAGGAGGAGGAGGAAGAGGAGAGGACGGUGGGCAAGCCGACAUCACUGUUUGACAUGAGUAGCUCUCAGCCCUCAGAGGAGGCCAAGCCUUCAGGCUUCGGUGGUGCCACCGGUUGGCAUGGGGAAGACCUCUUGUCAGGGAUGGACUCUGAGGAUGUGAGCAGCCGCCUGCAGGGGUCGUCAGAGAUGAGCAACACCCAGCACACGGCCCUGCUGGAGGGAACCGAGAGCUCCGACGCCCUGGUAGACUCCAGCCUCAAGGGCUCCGAGGGAGAAGGGGCCUUUAUGGGCUCCCCCAACGUGGAGACCCUGGCCAAUGAAGAUGAGGAGGAAGAUGAGGAGGAAGAUGAGGAGGAGGAGGAGGAGAAAGAUGAGGAGGAGGAAGAUGAGGAGGAUAGGAAGAUGUGCAAGCCGACGUCACUGUUUGACAUGAGUAGCUCUCAGCCCUCAGAGGAGGCCAAGCCUGCAGGCUUCGGUGGUGCCACCGGUUGGCAUGGGGAAGACCUCUUGUCAGGGAUGUACUCUGAGGAUGUGAGCAGCCGCCUGCAGGGGUCGUCAGAGAUGAGCAACACCCAGCACACGGCCCUGCUGGAGGGAACCGAGAGCUCCGACGCCCUGGUAGACUCCAGCCUCAAGGGCUCCGAGGGAGAAGGGGCCUUUAUGGGCUCCCCCAACGUGGAGACCCUGGCCAACGAUGAUGAUGAGGAGCGAGUUGAUGUUGAUGAUAUGGACGUGAGCUCAGAGCGGGCAAAGGACCACCGGAAGGUGCGUCAGCAGGAGGAUGAGGAGGAUGAUGAAGAUGUGGAGAUGCCCAGCGAAGGGGUGACUGAGAGUGGCCUGGAGAGCUGUGGGAACGCAGACGAGGACGACUACACAGAGGAGGACCGCUUGGAUAACCUCAACCGCUCGCCCAUCCCACCUUCCUCAGCCUGGGGUCAGACCAACCCCUUCACUGACCCCUGGGCCCAGCCCCCCCUCUCCUCCCCCCACACCGCCUCCAGCCCUCUGUCUGACCACGGGGCUGCCGACCCUGAGACGCCCACCCAGUCCUCUGCCCAGGCCUGGUUGGGUCUCAGUGCCCCCUCCCUGAUGCCCCAGUCAGAGCAGCCCUCAGAGCCCCAGUCUGCCCCUGAGGAGAUGGAGAGCUCCGCCCCAGUGGAGGCCUCUGCCCCCCCAGGGCCCCCUGCUGUGGGCAUGUCUCAGUCCAGCACCCUGAGCGGCACGGCCCUGGCCGUCCACAGCAGCAGUGAAACCAGCACGCCCGAGGAGCUCCGCGACUACGACAGCAGCUCCGGGGUGGAGUCACGCUCUGACAAGCAGCAGACCCCCGUGCCCUCCAAUGUGCAGCCCGACCUGGAGCAGGACUUGGGCAUCCAUCUGGAGCGAGGUGACGAGGAGGAGGAGGCUGAGACUCUCCCUGCUGAUGAGGUCCUGGGAGCAGGCCCUCCUACUGCCCCCGCCUCUGCCCCCUCCUCCCCCUCCACCUCGGUAGACGAGGCCAGCGACAUGGAGGGUGAGAUGCAGAUCAACGACCUAGAUGUCCCCAUCGCCAUGGAUGACAGCACUGAGUUCGACAGCCCACCGCCCUCCCGUAUCCUGCCUGCCCUGGAAGAGGACGAAGAGGUGGUGGAGGCGCCGGCCGGAGAAGGAGAGGAGGACGGGGGUGGCGGCACGCCCCAGUCUGCCAACUCGGUGGCGUCUUACGGCUUCGACUGCACCAUGUCCAACUCCAAUGCCCACUCCACGGCCGAGAGCUGCGGCAAGAGCCCAGGCAUCUUUUCCCUGGAGAACGAGGACCAGCUACCCGAGGAGGCCAAAGAUCCCUCCCUCAUCAAGGAGCUGACCCUGCCAGCAGCGGCCGCCCAGUCAGAGGACCUGCUGGGAGGCCCCGUAGACCUGCUGCCCCUGGGCCAGCCUGGGGACCAGCACCACUACAUGCUGGAGGGGAAGAUGGAGGCUGACGACCUGGAGGAGUCCAACACCCUGGAGGACGCCCUCCGCCUGGGGCCCCAGCAUGCCGGGGAGGCCAGCGAGGGCCAGCCACCCUACUACUCUGCCAUAUGCGAUAAGACUGAUAACUUUCUGGCAGGUAACGUAUAAGUCCCUCCCCCUGGAAUGCACCUUCUCCCUCGCACCCCUCCCCCUUACUUGUUGUUGUUAGUUUUUCUCUCCAGUUGGGUUAGAUGGUUUAGAAAAACAAGCAAAUGAUGGUAGGAGAAAAGAAAAGCAAGGGGAACGAAAAAGACUGUAGAUCAGUGAAGCCUCCCUCUUUCAUACUACUAUUAUGGUUAUGAAUGUAUGGCACUCCUUUAUGUACAAUAGCUACUAGCUACCAUUUUCUAUUAGAAUGUUCUUUUUAAGUAACACUGCAUACUCCAUAACCCCUGAGGGGGCAUUGACUGACUGGUCCGUUGUGACAAAGCUCUUAAAAGAAAAGGAGACAAAACGAGAAUGGACUCUACCUACAUGUGUAUUUAUCCUACUGUUUUUACCAAACAAAUGUCAAUUAUUUUUUUUGUACUUGUUUUGUUUGUUUUUUGUUGGAACCCAGUCCUCCCUACCCUAUGUACACACACUCCAGUUUGUCCUGCACCAUAGAGAUAGUCCUACUCUCUCUUUUUUAAAAGUUUGUCUUCCUUUUUCAAGACUUUACCAUUUUAGUAUCGAAUAAAGGCUAGAUAUUUAACAUGGCUUUCCUCCCCUUACAGUUUUGUUGAGGUCGGUAUGGGAGUGUUAGAUUGAAGUUUGUCUAGUUGUAAUUUGCGCUACAGGAAGUUUGCCUCUCCCUGCAUAGAUUAUCAUGGCAAGUAACGUUGUCAUGUACAGUGUGUUUUGAGGCAUCUGGUUUUAAGUGGUCAUGCUUCAUGCCUCUCUUAGUUGAUCAUUUGUGCUUCAGAACCAACUAACAACUAUUUGUGGAAAAAACUCUGCAUUCCUCUGCAUUUAGAAUGAUGCUCACUGAAAACGAUAUUCUCACUGAAACGCUUUUAGUGGUAUUGGAAAUUUCAACUUGCAUGUACUAACAUUUAAAUUGUAUCUGAUUAAACCAUUAUACACUAGGGAUGUUCAUAAAUGAAUGGUUCACACUAAGUAGGUUUUUCAAAAUUCCAUUAAACACCAUUGCAAGGCA
Molecule: messenger RNA, 5992 nt
Organism: Coregonus clupeaformis (lake whitefish)
Lineage: Eukaryota; Metazoa; Chordata; Actinopteri; Salmoniformes; Salmonidae
Product: mucin-17
Exons: 6
Coding region: 553-4962 (1469 amino acids)
Source: RefSeq, a predicted model, not a curated record